CCGGAACUGAGAGACGCUCCCUGCCGUGACAGCGGACGUGCGAGUCCACCCAGCGAGAAGAGGCGGACAUUUCUAGCGUGAACUGUGCGAACAAACUGCAGAGCCGAGAACAGGAAUCGCGCAGCAAAGCAGAGCCGCACAAUGGUAAGACACUGCGGACUCGUAACAGCUAAGAACACCCCAGUUCCUCUGAAGAAGAUCUCGGUGCGAGUGGAGGUGAAGGGGUUUGUGGCCGAUGUGUCUGCAGACCUGGAGUACAGGAAUGAGGAGGCUUCUCCGCUGGAGGCCCUGUUCACAUUCCCAGUGGACAGCGAUUCUGCCGUCUACAACUUCCAAGCCACGGUGGACGGGAAGACCAUCGUGGCCGAGAUAAAGGAGCGGGAACAGGCUCGGAACGACUACGACGAUGCCAUCUCCUCCGGCCAGGAGGCCUUCCUGCUCGAGGAGGAUAGCAGUAGCAGUGACAUCUUCACCUGCAGGGUGGGCAACCUGCCCCCAGGCUGUGCGGCCACCGUCUCCUUCAGCCUGGCCCAGGAACUGUCCCUCGAGGCUGAUGGUGCCGUCCGCUUCACCCUGCCCGCUGUCCUAAACCCCCGGUACUGCCCCGCAGGCACUCAGGGUCCCCAUAUACCCCAGGCCAGUGCCCCUGUGGACAAGCAACUCUACACUUUGGAGCUGGAGGCUCAUUUCCACAGCCCACACGGGAUCUCCCGGAUCCAAUCCAAUUGCCAAAUGACACCCGUGGAAUUCCUCAAUCCUGACAAGACGUCAGCCAAGCUCUCCCUGGUGAAGAGUCAGGGCUUUGACAGAGACCUCGAGCUCUUGAUGUUCUCCGAGAAGAUCGAUGAACCGAGCGCCAUCCUCGAGGCAGGACUUGGUUCUGCUGCUCCAGGGACCCUGAUGGCUGACUCCACUGUAAUGGUGAAUCUCUUCCCCCGAUUUCCUGAGGAUUCCCAGGGCGUGCCGGCAGGCGAGUUCAUUUUCCUCAUGGAUCGGUCAGGCAGUAUGGGAAUGCUGAUUUCCCACGGAAACGCCAGGUCCCGGAUCCAGUGUGCCAAGGACACACUGCUCCUGCUCCUCAAGAGCCUUCCCAUGGGAUGCUUCUUCAACAUUUACGGAUUUGGGAACCACUUCACCUCGUUCUUCCCGAAGAGUGUUGAGUACAAUCAGACCUCCAUGCAAGAAGCACUGUCUAAACUGAAGGAGAUCAAUGCGGAUAUGGGUGGGACAGAGAUCCUGCAGCCCCUGUCGGCCAUCUACACAACACCCUGCGUGCCAGGACACCCGCGACAGCUCUUUGUGUUCACGGACGGUGAGGUGUUCAACACCAAGCAGGUGCUGGCUGAGGUUCAGAAGAACAGCCCCAACCACAGGUGCUUUUCCUUUGGGAUUGGUGAGGGGGCCUCCACAGCGCUGAUCAAAGGCAUCGCCAAGGCAGCCAACGGGAGUUACGAAUUCAUCACCGGGGAAGGCAGGAUGGAGCCCAAGGUUCUCCGGACCCUGAAGUACGCCCUGCAACCCAGCGGGACCGGGCUGAGCCUCAGCUGGGACCUGCCCCCAGGGGUGGAGGCCGUACUGCUGUCACCCCUCCCCAGCGCGCUCUUCAACCAGCAGAAAACCAUCGUCUACGCCCAGCUGAAGGGGCAGAUGGAUCCCAAGCUGGAGUGUGGGGUGACACUGAAAUAUUCACUGGGGGCGCAGCCGAUACAAGCUGAGACCAGGUUUAGCCUGAGACCCGUCGAGUGCAGGAGCUCCUCUGUCCACCGUCUGGCAGCCAAGGCUCUGCUGGGAUCUCUGGAACUCGGGCCGGACCGCGACACGGAGCAGGUGAAGAGGCGUCUGGUUGAGAUCAGCACCCAGGCCAACGUGGUCUGUUCGCGGACGGCCUUCAUCGCCAUCAACAAGGAGCUCGGCCAGGCCAUGCAGGGACCCCUUAUCCGCAGGGACGUCCCCCUCUGUGCAGCGAGUUGCCCGCCUCCUGCGCCACCCCCUGGACAGAUGGGAAUACCUGGCAGCAGUUACGCGAGUUGCCCGCCUCUUCCGCCACCCCCUGGACGAAUAGGAAUAGUUGGCAGCAGUUACGCGAGUUGCCCGCCUCCUGCGCCACCCCCUGGACGAAUGGGAAUAGUUGGCAGCAGUUACGCGAGUUGCCCGCCUCCUGCGCCACCCCCUGGACGAAUGGGAAUAGUUGGCAGCAGUUACGCGAGCUGCCCGCCUCCUCCACCACCCGCUGGACAAAUGGGAAUACCUGGCAGCAGUUACGCGAGUUGCCCGCCUCCUCCGCCACUCCCUGGGCAAAUGGGAAUACCUGGCAGCAGUUACGCGAGUUACCCGCCUCCUCCGCCACUCCCUGGACAAAUGGGAAUACCUGGCAGCAGUUACG
Messenger RNA from Mobula hypostoma (lesser devil ray), 2383 nucleotides. RefSeq names its product von Willebrand factor A domain-containing protein 5A-like. Lineage: Eukaryota; Metazoa; Chordata; Chondrichthyes; Myliobatiformes; Myliobatidae. The annotation marks the transcript as partial. The record is from RefSeq and is a predicted model, not a curated record. The transcript has 21 exons.